AUGGGCGCGAUGGCGGAGCUGCCGCUGCCCGCCGGGCUCAACGCCGGCACCUUCCCUGCCAAGCUGUGGCGCCUGGUGAACAGCCCCCGGGUCGUCUCCGUGCGCUGGGACAGCCGGGCUCAGGGGCUGCUCAUCGACCGCUCCCUGUUCGAGCGGGAGCUGCUCAGCCCGGCCCCCGACCGGGCUCCGGCCCCGCGCAACUUCAGGGCCACGCGGUUCCGCAGUUUUGUGCGGCAGCUCUACCGCUACGGCUUCCACAAGAUGCCGGGCUGGCUCGGCUCAGCUGUGCCGGGCGAUGCCAGCGCCUGGCUCCCCUGCGCCAACCCCUGCUUUCGACGCGACCGCCCCGACCUGCUGCUCCGCAUCCAGCGCCGGAGCGCGGCCAACAGGCAGCGGCUGCUGGCGGGGCGGGAGGGGCGCAGCCACCCACCCAGGCACUUCAGCCCCAGUGUUCCACCUGGUAGUGCUGGUUGUGCAGCAUCGAUGGCCUCCAGCUCAGCACAGAAUCCAUCUGCAGAAGACGAAUCACCAGCAGCAGAUCUAGGCAUUGAAAUAGAAAAGAUGAUUCCGGAGAUCAGGAGAUCCUUGCCUCAAAGGUCUCCCUCUGCUCAGGGGCAUAAUAAUGUUGUCCCUGAGUCAUCAGGAGAUGAUGCUGUGAACAAGGCUGCAACAGAGGACACUUCAUCUGGCACUGAGAGCUGCAGGAACAGUUCCCCAGAGCAUGAGGAGCCUGGUAAGGAUUUUGAACACUUGGAAGGAUCCAUGCUCUCUGAAGAGCAGGCUUUAAAUUCCGAACGUGAUACGCCACGGACUUCGGAGAACACGUUGGGCCCGGGUCCUGCAGCUAGAGGGACGACUACAGAGCCGAAAAAGAAAGUGCUCUGUGUCCUGAGCGACCACAGCGGUGGGCUUGGCCGGUACGUGCUGCCGAAGCCUGGAGGGGCUGCAACAGCGCUGACGUGA
Cinclus cinclus is the source of this 963-nucleotide messenger RNA. Its product is annotated as heat shock factor protein 5-like. Gene Ontology annotation, biological process: regulation of DNA-templated transcription. Gene Ontology annotation, molecular function: DNA-binding transcription factor activity; sequence-specific DNA binding. The record is from RefSeq and is a predicted model, not a curated record. The coding region runs from base 1 to 963 and encodes 320 amino acids. The transcript is spliced from 5 exons. Lineage: Eukaryota; Metazoa; Chordata; Aves; Passeriformes; Cinclidae.